This is a messenger RNA of Saccostrea echinata, 1591 nucleotides long. RefSeq names its product beta-1,3-galactosyl-O-glycosyl-glycoprotein beta-1,6-N-acetylglucosaminyltransferase-like. The transcript is spliced from 3 exons. The record is from RefSeq and is a predicted model, not a curated record. Gene Ontology annotation, molecular function: acetylglucosaminyltransferase activity. Gene Ontology annotation, cellular component: membrane. Lineage: Eukaryota; Metazoa; Mollusca; Bivalvia; Ostreida; Ostreidae. The coding region runs from base 242 to 1585 and encodes 447 amino acids.
CACAUCUCAAACAAACUUGGUUCAAAUCGGACUUAUUCAGAUUGGUAUGAAAAACACAUCUGUAGAUCGAAUUAUUUCAGCUGGUCUGCGUAGUCUUGCUUCUCCCACAAAAUCAAUACUGACAGUGGUGUUCAGAGUAGUACAAGAACUGUGUGUUGUAUUGAUCAUAUCUGACUAUUAAAAGCGAAUGGAAAUUGGUGGACUUAGAAUCCUGAGGCGAUAGUUGGAAGGUCGGCAUAAUAUGAGAAAACGAGCCCGACAGGUGCAACAAUGUCUCUGUGGAUUUACAGUUGCUGUAACCAUCGUUAUUGUCACCAAUUCGUAUUUAAUAUUUGAUAUGGAAGAAUCAACACGAUCUAGUGCUUUUCGUGCUUACAACUCCACAGUCGUGCCAAAGAAGGAGUCGUUGAUUUGUUCUACAUGUCAUUAUCAUCAUGGUCCGAAACGAUUAGUAACAGACGUCGAUUGUCUGCGGAUAAUAGAAGGUGAUGAAAAAUAUAUACAAAGUGCCAAAAAUAUAAUGGACGGCAAAAAAUUUGCAUUUAAAAGUGAUGCAGAAAUGGGAGAUGUAGCUGAAAACUGUGAAACGUUUCUAAAAAAAUAUGAUUACGGAAACUUUAAAGUGACCAAGGAGGAAUUGUCUUUUCCUAUAGCGUAUAGUAUAUUAACCUACAAAGAGGCCAUGCAAACUGAACAACUCCUUCGAUCAAUUUAUAGACCUCAUAAUGUGUACUGUAUUCAUAUAGACAAAAAAGCACAUCCUUCGUUACAUCGAGCAAUAAAAAAUAUUGGAAAUUGUCUUCAAAAUGUGUUCAUCGCCUCGAAAUUAGAGGAAGUUAUAUAUGCAGGAUUUUCCCGCCUACAGGCGGAUUUAAACUGCAUGUCAGAUUUGUUAAAUUUUCGUAAUGUUUCGUGGAAGUACUUAAUUAAUAUUCCACACCAGCAAUAUCCAUUAAAGACAAAUGCAGAGUUGGUUAAAAUUUUAAAACUAUACAAUGGUGCUAAUGACAUCGAAGGCAUAACGACUCCAGGGAGAAUGUACAGAUCACGUUAUCUUUCUUCUUUCAAAUUAGAAAACAAUAAAAUUGUAAAUACUGGGAGGAAAAAGGAGCCGCCGCCACACGGUAUCAAAGUGGUGAAAGGAAGCGCGUACGGAGUGUUCAGCAGGGAUUUUAUCAACUUUGCACUACACGAUAAAAUGGCAAAAGAUGUUUUAAAAUGGUGCGAGGAUGUUAAAAGUCCCGAUGAAUACUUUUGGGCCACAUUGAAUUUUAACAAGGUUGUAAAUGCUCCUGGAGGUUACUACGAUGUGCCCGACAAGAAGCCAUGGUUGGCGGUGUACGCAGCUUGGGGUGGAGUGAAUCCCUGUCAUGGGAAGUUUAUUAGGGGAGUGUGUGUGUUUGGAAUAGGAGAUCUGACCGAGCUCGUUUCCAAAAGAGAGCUAUUUGUGAACAAACUUUACUACAACUAUCAACCCUAUGCUCUUCAGUGUUUAGAAGAAUGGCAUGUAAACAAAACCUUUAGCAACUUGCCAUUUGAAACUCAUUAUUAUAAAACUUUACCCUUUAUUAUUAAAAUGUCUUAACUCUGA